Molecule: messenger RNA, 3291 nt
Organism: Brassica napus (rape)
Lineage: Eukaryota; Viridiplantae; Streptophyta; Magnoliopsida; Brassicales; Brassicaceae
Product: IQ domain-containing protein IQM5
Exons: 8
Coding region: 1557-3089 (510 amino acids)
Source: RefSeq, a predicted model, not a curated record
AGUAUAUGUUUCCUGUUACCGUCACAAAUGAAAUAACAUCCAAAGCAUAACCAUUAAUCUGUAUAUUUCUUAGAUUCUGCAUUAUCAUUAUGUAAGAAAAAGUCAUGUCUCAAAGCAUAACCAGUUGAAUUCGACAUAACUGAACCAAAUUUAUUAUAACCAGUCGAAUAAAUUAUACUUCCUCCGUUCCCGAAAAUAAGAUUUUUUAGAUUCAUUUCUUGUUCCACAAAAAUAGAUUUUCUAUAUUGUUAAGGUAUUUUUUUAUAUUUUUGAGGAAUAUUAAUUGAGAAUAUUUGAAUUGACUAAAUUUUAUUGGUGGAAAGUCAUUGGAAAGUGUAUAAUAAAAUAAAAAUAAAUUAAAUUAUAAAUAUUUAUUAAAUUUUUAAUAAGUGUGUAUACUCUGGAAAAUGUUACGAAUCUUGCGUAAUAGAUAGAUUUUGUAAUCAUCACGUCGGUAGUAGUAUAAAAUAAAAUGAAAUAAAAAGGAUAAUCUUUAAAUAUAAUCAGCUCGAUCAGUAGCUCAUAGGAGAAUUGUUCAACAUGAUUAUUUUAUCUACAGCAUACAGGUGUACUCUUCAUAGCAUUGAAAUAUUAGAAGAAAAAAAACAUUAUUCUCCUUUUCUCUUGUAGAUCUGAUACAACCCCUGUCUGUUUGAAUGUAAAAAGCGCACAAACCAAGAAUAUUUAAUACAGUUUAUCUAAAAUAGAAAUAGAUGAAAUCUGUUGACCGACCAAACAAAAUAGUUAAUGAUCAGACCAGAAAAUUCUGAAAUGCAUAUAAGUUGUGAGGACGCUAAAACUGUACUCCACUAUUAACCAAGAACGACGUAUUCAAAGAUGCCACCAUUCAUACGUAACGCCGUGCGUAUAUCACAUAUGUAAUUACAAGUUAGUAUGUAAUAUAUAGAUGUAUACAAUUUCUAACAAUGUUAUCAAAUAGUUUGUAACUUUGUCUAAGCAAUAAGCUGUGAGUACGUUUAGUCGUUUAUACAUUCAACCUGACGACGUAUUCAAAGAUGCGCCUCCCACAGACUCCAUACGUAACGCCAUGCGUAUAUAAUAUACGUAACGCCAUGCGUAUAUAAUAUACGCUCACACAUAUGAGUAUGUAUAAGACCAUGUAUACAACUUCUAACAGUGUUAUAAAAAUGUAGAAAAUAAGUUGUGAGUACGAUCAUCUAACCAAUAUGAGGACGCAUUCAAAGAUGUCCCACACGCUAGUAUGUAUUUUAUGUUGCAUUGAAAAUCAAAGAAGAGCUCGUGUUGUUUGAUUUAUUACGUUUUAAGUUAUGAGGAAAACGUAAAACCUUUGAAUUAAGACUUCGAAAAAUCUUCAGUGCGUAUCCUAAGGUCCAGUCCCAAAUUUGUUCUGAAGAAAAUAUAAUUAUUACAUCAUUUUUAUAUAUCGAUUAAUAUUAAUUAAAGUUAUAUAUAUAGACGACAGAUGGGCAAAGAAGAGACAUAACCAGAAACAGAGUUCUUCUUGUGUUUAAUAGGUCUCUCUGUUAACAACAUUCGACGACGAAACUUCUCAAGAUCGUAACAGUGUAGCUUUAAUGGCUUUAUCUUUUGGAUUCUUACAAAGGGACAACAGUUUCAAGAAAGAUUCACAAGAGUGUAAAACACCAAGAGUUCUGAAUAGCCCAGUAAACAUGUUUCUUGAAAAGACCCUAUCCUUCAAGGAUUUGGUCGAUCACAAUUACAAAAAUGAGAGUUUUGGGGUCAAAACGAGAAAAGGUAUAAACUUAAAGGGUCCUAAACCAGAUAACAUGGUUCUUGAGAGGAGUCUCUCGUUCACGAGUCUAGUACAGGUGGAGAACAGAGAAGAAGAAGACGAGGACGAAAGAGGCUCGCCUCCGAAACGAAGGAACAAGGGUAAAAUGGGAAUAAUAGGGAACUUAACGGCGUUAAGUGUACCUGCACCGAAGCCGCUCUGGUCUCCUAGGCCGUCGACGGAGCUUGACGCUGCGGCCUUGACGUUACAAAAGGUUUACAAGAGUUAUCGAACGCGUCGAAAUCUCGCUGACUGUGCAGUUGUUGUUGAAGAGUUAUGGUGGAAAGAAUUGGAAUUGGCAGCGUCAGAACCGAACCGAACCAACCAGAAACCGGAGACGGCUGUGUCGAGGUGGGCAAGAGCUGGAACAAAAGCAGCAAAGUUAGGGAAAGGAUUGCUGAAAGAUGAUAAAGCCCAGAAACUAGCAUUGCGACAUUGGUUAGAAGCCAUUGAUCCACGUCAUAGGUACGGACACAAUUUACACUUAUACUACGAUGUUUGGUCGGAAAGCGAGAGUACUCAGCCAUUCUUCUUCUGGUUAGACAUCGGAGAUGGCAAAGAAGUGAAUCUCACCAAAUGUCCACGAACUCUUCUUCAACGCCAAUGCAUCACUUACCUUGGUCCGAAAGAGAGACAAGCGUACGAAGUUGUAGUGGAAGGAGGGAGACUAGUCAACCGACAAAACAAGAACUUUAUUGAGACCGUUGAAGGAACCAAAUGGAUUUUCGUGUUGAGCACGGCACGGAAAUUAUACAUUGGCCAGAAACAAAAAGGACGGUUUCAACAUUCAAGUUUUCUCUCCGGCGCUGCCAUCAUUGCCGCUGGUAGAAUUGUCUCACAGGACGGAGUUUUAGAAGCUGUGUGGCCGUAUAGUGGUCAUUAUCUUCCGACAGAAGAGAAUUUUCGAGAGUUUAUCGAUUUCUUAAAAGAAAAUCAUGUGGAUCUCACUAACGUCAAGUUGAAUGCGAUUGACGAUGAUAAUCAUAUGGUCUCCAAUGAUGGAAGCACAAAGCCGUCGAUAUCUAACGGUCGAGAUGAAACUAAGGCCAUCACGGCUGAUGCGACGGCUGAUGAUCUCAGGGAACAGAAACGCUUUCCAUGCAAGUGGAGUACCGGGAAUGGGCCUAGGAUCGGGUGUGUGCGGGACUACCCUGUGGACUUGCAGACGCGGGCGCUUGAACAAGUUAACCUUUCUCCUCGUGUGGUUAACAUGACGAUGGGACUAUUUGGUCCAAUACCUUCACCAAGGCCUAGUCCAAAGAUUCGUGUCUCUCCUAGGUUAUUUUGCAUGGGUCUUCCAAGUCCAAAGAAUUAAUUUUCCAGCUUCUUUUUUAUCUGUUAUCAUUCAAUUUUUCUUGUCUUCCUUGAUCUUGGAUGAUUCUUUAAUUAGCGUAAAACUUGUACCCAUCAAAAGUUUAGGUACGUAGUUUAAUUUUACAGUUUUGCAGUAAUAUAACAUGUAACCUUUUAUUUACUUUGUAACAUCUUUUGUAAUAUCAUGAUUUUUUUUCAAAUAA